Molecule: messenger RNA, 1472 nt
Organism: Oryza brachyantha (malo sina)
Lineage: Eukaryota; Viridiplantae; Streptophyta; Magnoliopsida; Poales; Poaceae
Product: ribonuclease 3-like protein 2
Exons: 4
Coding region: 171-1271 (366 amino acids)
Biological process (GO): siRNA processing
Cellular component (GO): nucleus; cytoplasm
Molecular function (GO): ribonuclease III activity; RNA binding
Source: RefSeq, a predicted model, not a curated record
CAUUGGAACCCUAGGCACACAAGCCACAGGCAAAUCCGCCGCCCUCCACCGGUCACCCUCUUGGCUAUCGAGCAGGCGGCGCUGGCGGAGGUACGGUGGACGGCAGUUGUUGCCUCAAUGUAGCUUUGUGCCACACCCUACUUUUAGUUCGUCCUCCGCCACUGCCGGCGAUGAAGCCUACCUCACGGAAGCGCGGCCCGCUAGCGCCGGACCCGGUGGAGCUGCUGCCGCCUGGCUUCGUGGCCAACCGAGCUGAUGCCGCGGCACGCGUCGAGCGGCUGCUGCGCUACCAGUUCCGCGACCGCCGCCUGCUGGAGGAGGCUCUCACGCACCAGUCCUUCGCCGACAACAGCACUGUCUCCUACCAGAGGCUCGAGUUCGUCGGGGACUCGGCGCUCGGCCUCGCGUUCUCCAACUACCUCUACCUCACCAACCCCAGCCUGGGCCCUGGCCCGCUCUCCACUCUCCGCGCCGCCAACAUCUCCACCGAGAAGCUCGCGCGCGUCGCGGUGCGCCACGACCUCUACCCGCUGCUCCGCCGCAACUGCCCCCGCCUCGAUCUCCUCGUAGGUCAGUUUAUUGAAACAGUGAAGCAAGAACCAGAGGAUGAUCUUGGUACUGUACCUUAUGGUGGUAGUGUUGUCAAGGCCCCCAAGGUCCUUGCUGAUAUUGUUGAGGCCAUUGCUGCUGCUGUCUAUGUUGAUUGCAAAUUUGAUCUUGAGAAGCUCUGGAAGGUCACAAGGUGGUUGUUUGAGCCGAUUAUCACAGCAGAAACAAUAGAUGAGCAACCCGUGACUAUGUUGCAUGAGCUAUGCCAGAAACAUGCGAAGACAGCACAAUUCAAGACAUGGCAAAAGGGUGGGACGACGGUGGUCAAUGUAUUUGUUGGCAGGGAGCUGGUUGGUAUUGGUUCAUCAGAGCAGAAGGUAAUUGCUAAGCUCAAUGCUGCUCGGGAUGCAUUAGGUAAGCUUGCAGGUGUAAAGCAGCAAGUGUUAACAACUGGGGUUGGCAGCGGAUUGGGUGAUGGGGUUGGAGAGCUUAGAGAGUGCAAACAGAAGCUUAAUGAGCAAUGCAGCAGGAAGAAUUGGCCAAAGCCUAUCUUUAAGUUAGAGAAGGAAGAUGGCCCUGCACAUGAAAGGAAAUUCGUUUGCUCUGUUCAGGUAGAAACCACGGAUCAUAAUUUUGUAACAAUAGGCGAUGCAAUGUCGAGAGUCAAAGAUGCGGAGAAUUCUGCUGCACAGAAGAUGUUGGAAGUUAUAUUGAAAUUUUGAGCCCUUUUCUUGUACAUGACUGGUUUGUAUAUCUUGACAUCUUUACCUGCGAGCCACCGAUGGAAACUGCGGAAAGAGCGUUGACAGCUGUAUUUUUGUUUUGUGUUCUGCUUUUCCUUUGGUCGAUUCCUGUAUUCUUAAUCAUCAACUGACUUCCAAUUAAUGAAGCCACACAAAAAAACCUAACUAGCUUGGGACGCA